Molecule: messenger RNA, 868 nt
Organism: Rubroshorea leprosula
Lineage: Eukaryota; Viridiplantae; Streptophyta; Magnoliopsida; Malvales; Dipterocarpaceae
Source: the annotation of a GenBank genome assembly
CUCAGCUUGCUGCCAUGCAACAACAGUUUGGUAUCUUUCAAUUAGUAUUGGCUCAGCUCCUAACUCAAAAUAAUCCUAGCGAUCCCUUCAUCAAUUUACUCAACCUUACCCCACAACCCCCAGCUCAACAGCAAGAUGCUCAACUAGUUCAACAUGCUCCUGCUCUCAGUGAGUCUCAAGGUCAAUCUCACAUAGCCCCAGCUCAACAACCUCUACCUGAUGAUGUCACUCGACAUCUGGACAGUUUAGAAAAACUGGUAACUGAACAGCGAGGUGCCCCACCUCCACACCAUAAUACUGACUCCAUAUCUCAUCCUCUGAACACCAACAUCACAUUGGAACCUUAUCCUGUUGGCUUCAAAAUUCCUCAACUCGAGACAUAUGAUGGGACGAAGGACCCCGAUGAUCACCUCCAUGCCUUUUAUUCCUGUAUAAGGUUGAUGAGGAAAACUACUUCUAAACUGUUACGAGUCAAACAGAAGGACGGGGAAUCCCUAAAGAAUUACAUGAGCAGGUUCAAUGAUGCAGUUCUUGAAGUCAGCUCCUUCAACCAAGCUAUGGGAAUUGCGGCUAUAAUUCAAGGUCUCCAACAUGAAAGAUUCAGAGAUAGCUUAAUAAAGCAUCCUGCUGCUACUUUCCACGAGGUUAAUGACAGAUCGUUGAAAUUCAUAACUGCUAAGGAAUAUGCUUUAUCCCAAAAACUAGUUCUUCCUAGAAAUCAAAACCCAGAUUGGAGAGAUGAGGAUCAGAGCAAAAAACGGAUGAAGACAAUACAGAACUGAGGUUUGAUGAUGACCUCCACACCGAAAUUUGAAAAGUCGAACUCAGUACCUCCCCAGCAAAAUAUCAGUAAAACACCAAUUAUAUG